GAUGCCUGACCAUGUCCAUCUCUGGCACGCUCAGCAAUUAUUAUGUCGACUCCAUCAUAAACCACGAGAGCGAAGAUUCUCCCGCGGUUAAAUUCGCUGCCGGCCAAUACUCGGCUCCCAGGCAGGGAGGCGAACAUCUGGAAUUCCCCUCCUGCAGCUUCCAGCCCAAAACUCCGGUUUUUGGGGCUUCUUGGGGUUCCCCCGUGUACCCCGCGUACCUCCCGCAGCAGGGCGGCCCCGAGAGCCGCUUCCUGCGGGGUUGGAUCGAGCCCCGCAACGAACCCGCCCCCGUCAAACCCGAGCCCCCCAAAAACUGCCCGGAUUUCCCUCUGGAAACUUCCAGCGGCGGCCCCAGGCGCGGCUUCGAGGAUAAUAAAGUUUGUGAAGGAAGCGAAGACAAAGACAGGACAGAUCAAAGUAAGUGGUAAAAGUGAGGAAGGAAAAAAAGCGC
Molecule: messenger RNA, 451 nt
Organism: Ficedula albicollis (Collared flycatcher)
Lineage: Eukaryota; Metazoa; Chordata; Aves; Passeriformes; Muscicapidae
Product: homeobox protein Hox-B9-like
Exons: 1
Coding region: 12-428 (138 amino acids)
Biological process (GO): DNA-templated transcription; proximal/distal pattern formation; anterior/posterior pattern specification
Cellular component (GO): nucleus
Molecular function (GO): DNA-binding transcription factor activity; RNA polymerase II cis-regulatory region sequence-specific DNA binding
Source: RefSeq, a predicted model, not a curated record